Messenger RNA from Aspergillus ruber CBS 135680, 486 nucleotides. RefSeq names its product scytalone dehydratase arp1 (gene arp1). Gene Ontology annotation, molecular function: scytalone dehydratase activity. Lineage: Eukaryota; Fungi; Ascomycota; Eurotiomycetes; Eurotiales; Aspergillaceae. The transcript is spliced from 3 exons. Gene Ontology annotation, biological process: melanin metabolic process. The record is from RefSeq and is a predicted model, not a curated record. Bases 1 to 486 code for a protein of 161 amino acids.
AUGGCGAAGGCCCAAGUUGAAUUUCACGAUUUCCUUGCCCUGCAAAAGGUUGCCUUCGACUGGGCUGACAGCUACGAUUCCAAAGACUGGGACCGUCUCCGCGGCAUCGUCGCUCCGAAUCUCACCGUCGACUACACUGAGAUCGGUCUCAGAAAAUGGGACCCCAUGCCCGCUGAGGAGUACCUCCAGAUGGUCUCUAGCCCCGACUUCCUUGGAGACCCGACAAUCAGGACGCAGCAUCUCCUGGGUGCCACCGUUUGGGAGAAGAUCUCGGAUGACUUUGUCAUUGGCCACCAUCAGUUACGAGCGGCGCACCUAGUUUAUACUGAUCCGGGGCUGAGUGAGGUUAAGCUUAAGGGUCAUUCGCAUGCGACAAAUGAGCACUACUAUCGGAAGGUGGAUGGAGUGUGGAAGUUUGCGGGAUUGAAGCCGACGGUGCGGUUCAAUGAGGAUCGCUUUGAUGAUGUUUUCAAGGCGACACAGUAG